Messenger RNA from Seriola dumerili (greater amberjack), 1262 nucleotides. RefSeq lists its product as uncharacterized. Gene Ontology annotation, biological process: lipid transport; lipoprotein metabolic process. The record is from RefSeq and is a predicted model, not a curated record. Bases 274 to 1206 code for a protein of 310 amino acids. Gene Ontology annotation, cellular component: extracellular region; membrane. Gene Ontology annotation, molecular function: lipid binding. The transcript is spliced from 7 exons. Lineage: Eukaryota; Metazoa; Chordata; Actinopteri; Carangiformes; Carangidae.
CCUGUCCCUGAGGGACAGCCGGCCCUCUGUGGGACUUACAAUGAAACGGCCACACACGGUCCAGACCGACCUGCAGUUCCACCUCGCCUCGCGCAGUCCUCCCUCCCCCGCCCCGCGCCGGUGUGUGACGCCUCGCCCCGCCAGACGAGACCGCCGCCUCCUCCAUUCAACCCUCCUCCGCCACCGCCAUCAACGGGGACGCCGUCAGACUCGGUGUACUGUGAGAUAGAGCAUCGCCCCUACCUGGAUAUUCUGUCAGAGGAUGAAGAUAAGAUGACACAAGGGAAGACGAUGCCUCGCUCCGGACUGCGCUUCCAGAGCAACUGCUUCUCUUCAUGCCAACAGAGCAGAGAGGACACAGACGACCACUAUGGGAUGUUGAGGUGGUUGACAAGAGUGUCAAGACCUGAUUACAUGACUCCGUCACUGUAUGGCCUCAGUAUAGAAGAAGAAACCAGAUUAUUUAAUCAGAGAGCCAUGGAUGUGAGCAAGGCCCUGCGCCUCUUCAACGUCCUCAUGAUGAAGCGCAACGAAAGCCUGCGGAACGUCAUCACAGAGUUCAGCUCCAUCUCCAGCAGCCUGGACAAGCUGCAGAAGAAGACCAAAACCAUGGGCAUUGCUGGGGGCACCACAGGCGCCGUGGGAGGGGUGACGGCAGUGAUGGGCGUUGCCUUUGCUCCUAUGACCAUGGGUGCCUCGCUGAUCGCUACGGUUGUCGGCGCUGGCAUGGUGGCAUCCGCCGGAGGUAUGGGCGCCCACACUGCUAAGGCCAACAAGAAGAUUGUGAAUAGGAUGGGAGUCGAGAAACUAGUAUACGAAUAUAAGACAAAUGUCGCCGACCUGGAACACUGUCUGGAUUUUAUCCUCUCUGGGAUGAAUGAGCUGCGAAGGCACGACAUCGCCAGGUUACAGAGGGCAGGAGCCCAGCCCCACGCACUGAAGAUGGCACAUCUGUCACAGUCCGUGUUUAGGGAUAACACAGACAAAGGGAAAAGGAGGUCGUCUGCUCCACACACAGGUGGGUUGUCAUCUGAGAGACUGCUGCUGGCUUUUGUCAAGGAACUGGACCAGUAUUUUACAGAGAAGGAAGGUCAGAAGCUGAAGAAAGCCAACAAGAGCAGGUUUUCAGGUCGGGUUCGCCUGCUGGCUGAAAACCUGCAGGAGGAACUACAACACCUGAAUCACAUGUGGGAGAUAUUCAGUUGAACCAGAGAACUCUUAAUGUGUGUGUGUGUGUGUGUGUGUGUGUGUGUGUGUGUGUG